GUUAGGUAAUACACUUUAUGGGUUCUAAGUCGGAGACUCAGUAGGGCUUCCUUACCGCCCGCGUCAGUCCCAGCCCGAGGCGCCAUGGCGGCGGGGCUUUUGCUCUGUAUUGCCUGGUACUAUACAAUCAUAGCUGGAUUUUAUAUUCUUUACUGCCCUGUUAUGUAUAUAAUGUUUGUCAAUCAUAAACUGUACAGAAAAAUUGUCGAUGUACUAUUUGCUCUAUGGGAAUUAUAUCCAGUGGCGCUGUUUCAAUGCUGUAUCAACACCCAAUUGCACCAUUAUGGAGAUUAUGUGGAUCCAGAUGAAAAUACGAUCAUAGUGAUGAAUCAUCGAACCAGGGUCGACUGGAAUUACGUUUGGAUUGCCCUGUACCACGCCACGCAAGACACCGCUCGACACGUUUGUACUUGUAAAGAAUCUCUUGAUAAAAAACACAGCCGAGAUGUUUUUGACAGAAUUUCAGGAGGAAAAUCAAAAAUCAAAUUCGUGUUGAAAGACGAGCUGAAAAUGAUACCUGGAAUGGGUUGGAUCAUGCAACUGAAUUUCUUCUUGUACGUGAAGCGAGAUUGGCGCGCGGACCAAUUGAGUUUAUCGCAAUUCGUUGAAUACUACAAAAAGUUGCAGUACCGGUGUAGGCUGGUGCUGUUCCCCGAGGGAACAGAUCUCAGUGAGGACAAUAAACGCCGCAGUGAUAAAUUUGCGGAUGCAAAUAAUUUACCAAAAUUCCAGUUCUUGCUUCACCCUCGCACUACUGGUUGGGUGGCCCUGUGCUCAGCGCUCAGAGGGUCUGGCCUGAAGUCAGUUUAUGACGUCACAGUUGCUUAUGACAAGCCGGCACAAACUGAGGCUGAUGUACUGUAUGGGCGAAUCCCAAAACAUGUCUACUUCCAUGUUAAAAAGCACUCCAUUGAGCAACUACCAGAAGAUGACCUAGCCUUAAGGGGUUGGCUCAAAAACCGGUGGAGUGAGAAGGAAAUAAGCCUAAGACACUUCCAUAUAAAUGGUAAAUUUAUUGAUGGUGCAACCAACAAGCCACCAGAUGAAAGGACGCCAAGAUCCUUGCAGAAUGCGAAAUUAGCUUUUAUAUUUUGGUCCGCAAUAGACGUUGUUUUCAUAUAUGGCAUGCUAAACAGUACAAUAUUUAUAUUCUGGGUUACGUACCAUAGUCUCGCCUUAGUAUUUAUAACAUGGAAGUUUGGUGGAUUUCAAAAUAUUCAAUACAAGUUGUUACAAAAAUUUAAAAUUUAAGUUCUCUAAUGUAUAUAAUUUCAGGUGUAAAUAUGAACACGAGCAAAGAUAUGCCCGCGAUACUAAAGCUGCCCACUACGCUGGCUCUUCUUUUCAGAUAUAAUGUAGCUAUUACAACUAGAAUCAAUGCAGUUUGUUCAAUUGAAUUCAAAAGUAUUAUAUCUUUUGUUUCUGGGAGCAAGUAACACAAAGAGGCAGCUGCAAAAGCUACUCCACUAAAUAUUAAAAUAGACACCCACUCUAUACCCAGGUUAACCACAAAAGGCGCAAUGAAACCUCCGAAUCUACCAAACAUGGAGGCAAAUCCUAAUGCAGUGUUUCUGAUCACAGUUGGAAAUACUUCAGACGUGAACAAAUAUACUUGAACAAAGGAUGUGUAAGCGCCUAUCAGGCCUAUAAUGGCAAAAGUUAACUAAUCAUCCAACGGGGAGACUCAGGAAUUAACCAAUAAUAAACUAUAACCAUUAGCCACGGCACCGAAGUCACCAAUUGAAGAUUUCUCCAAUCCCUAACAAAGUAAGCAAUGAUCGGCAGUAGAAGAUAUCCCAAAAUAAAUGAUAUUUCAUGAAGUCCAAUAACGUAUGGCCUAAAUGAUUUUCCACAAAGUUCUAUAAAUAAGACGUAACCGCACAACAUUGUUCCUCCCACUGCAGCUCCAAUCAAGAAGCGACAGACCAAAAACAUCCAAAAUUCUGGGACCAAGCCGGACAUUGCGACGAAGGCAGCCUCGAGAAAUAAAGAGAGGAGUACGGCAAGUUUACGUCCAUAUCUGUAAGAACAUAAUACAAAUGUGAAAUACUUAGAUAAGCAUUUAUAAAUAUAUUAACAACAGAUACAUACACAAUUAUAAAAAUAUUUUAUGCAAUCAAAAAGAUCUCACUCUAUAUUAUUUAAUCCAUUGAAAAUCUAAAAGUCAAAGUUGCUGGCUGAAGAAAUUGCUGGUGCGUGAAAACAAAAAUCCGGUCAAGUGCGAAUUGAACUCGAGCGAAGAGGGUUUACGUAUAAUUUAUUGAAUUAUUAUAAGUUUUUCUGUAAUCUACAAGCAAUGAACUAUAUUUUGUGUUAUUCAAAAUUUCAGGCUUAGUAGUGUCCGGAGAUUAAGGAUUGUUGCUAGCAACGCUAUGUGUGUCACGCUCGUGUACUCCAUAUGAGUUUCUGUAUUACAGUACUACUUAUUGAUAUGUAAACAUUUUUUAAAAUAAAUACAACAUUGAAAGCGA
This is a messenger RNA of Plodia interpunctella (Indianmeal moth), 2471 nucleotides long. RefSeq names its product lysocardiolipin acyltransferase 1-like. Lineage: Eukaryota; Metazoa; Arthropoda; Insecta; Lepidoptera; Pyralidae. Bases 85 to 1251 code for a protein of 388 amino acids. The transcript is spliced from 10 exons. The record is from RefSeq and is a predicted model, not a curated record. Gene Ontology annotation, molecular function: acyltransferase activity. Gene Ontology annotation, cellular component: endoplasmic reticulum; endomembrane system. Gene Ontology annotation, biological process: phosphatidylinositol acyl-chain remodeling.